Ziziphus jujuba (common jujube) is the source of this 1932-nucleotide messenger RNA. RefSeq lists its product as uncharacterized. Bases 1 to 1932 code for a protein of 643 amino acids. The transcript is spliced from 7 exons. NCBI's taxonomy places the organism in Eukaryota, Viridiplantae, Streptophyta, Magnoliopsida, Rosales, Rhamnaceae. The record is from RefSeq and is a predicted model, not a curated record. Gene Ontology annotation, molecular function: protein binding.
AUGGGUGUCAUCCCAAUCCCAAGUAGUGGAAUUGUUCCUCAAGUCCUUAAGAACAACUUAGAAAACCUUAAGGAAUGGAGCAUUCGGCUUCGAACUUAUUUGAUGACUCAAGAUGUUUGGGAUGUUAUGGAGCCAACGCCGACGUUCGUUGAUGUCAGGGACGUUGCGGUGGAAAUGGCUUGGAAGAGAAAGAAUGCCACAGCUCUCCAUGCAAUCUACAUUUCCUGCGGUCCUCGUGCUUUCUCGGCUAUCCAAUACAUCCCUGAAGCCAAAGGUGGUUGGGAUAAAUUGGCUGAACUUGAACCUCAACCAAAACUUGAAAUUGCAGAAAGAAUACUUUCUCGCAAUGACGGCACGGAACAAUACAAGGAAUUAUAUAAAGCUGUAAGGAAAGGCGAUUUGAGCAAGAUAAACCAGUUCAUUACUGAAAACCCCGACGCAGUAAGCGCAAACAUUACAUGUACAAAGAGGACAGCUCUUCAUGUUGCAGCCAUGGUUGGACAUCUGAGCAUUGUGAAGAUGUUGGUGCAGAAGAUGCCAAAAGAAGAUUUAGUACUAUUAACUGACGAAGAUGGUUUCACAGCUCUUGCUGCAGCUAUCACAUGUAAUGCAAAACAAAGCAUAGCGGAAUGCAUGGUCCACAAGAACAAGGAAUUACUUAAAACUAAGGCUUAUGGCAUGCUUCCGGCUGCACUAGCCUUCCGCUAUUGUCAUAAGAAAAUGGGUCGAUACCUUUACACUAUUACCCCGCCAGAUUAUCUACUGCAACAUCGCCCAGAGAGUGCUACAAUCAUUUGCAAUGCUAUAUACGCGCACAGUUUCGAUGUUGCAUCGGAUCUGCUGUCGAAAUGCAAAGAACUGGCCGUCACACCUGACAAGGAUGGCGUUCGUCUGGUGUAUGCACUUGCAAAUCAUCCUUCUGCUUUUAAAAGUGGACGUCGGCUCAAAUUUUGGCAAGAAUGCCUCCAUCGCUGUAUACGUAUAGAUUCCACUUUUCCCAUCAAAUCAGGAAUCAAGGAUGUAUAUGACAUGAAAAAGGUUCAUAUCCAAAACUUAAAAUUUAUAUGCUGCAUGGCGAACAUGAUACAAGAUUUGGAUUUAAAUCUAGACCAGAUGGAGGAACAUUGUAUAAAUGAGGCUCUGUUUCAAGCCGUUGAACGAGGGAAUGUAGAAUUUGUUAAAAGUAUGCUAAAAGCAAAUCCAGAUCUGGUGGAGACACUGGACCAAUCAUACAGGAACAUAUUCAUGCUUGCAAUUCAAUUUCGUCAACCAAAAAUAUUUAGCCUUAUUUACAAUUCGAAUUCAAAAUUAUCAGCAACAUCUGCUUUAGAUAUUCAAAAAAACAACAUGCUACAUUCGGCGGCAUAUUUGGCUCCGCCAGACGUAUUGAAUAGUAUUCCAGGUGCAGCUUUACAACUGCAAAAUGAAUUACAAUGGUUUCAGGAGGUGAUGUCAAUUGUUCCCCCUUGGGCUCUACACCACAGAAACAAUCAAGGUAUGACACCAGGUGAAAUAUUUAAUCAAGAGCACAAGGAAUUGGUGCCUCAGGGAGAAAAAUGGAUGAAAGAUACAGCAAAAUCAUACACAGCAGUAGGUGCUCUCAUUGUUACCAUCACGUUUGCUGCAGCUUCGACAGUUCCUGGAGGAAACUUGGAUUCCGGAUAUUUACAAGAAGAUUUCCUUGUAUCUUUGCCAAGGAGGUUGAUGAUUGGUCUUUUCGCUCUUUUCUUCUCCAUUGUCUCCAUGAUGGUUGCCUUUUCUGCUACACUUCUGAUUGUGUUUGGAGACAACUAUCCAUGGAUUUCCAUUCCUGUCACUUGCCUUGCUAGCAUUCCAGUCACCUUGUUUGUGUUUCUGCAGUUUCCUCUUCUGGCUGAUAUUUUCAGUUCUACUUGUGGACGAGGAAUGUUCGAUAAGAAAGUUAGGAUUUGA